AUGGAGAAGUCGCGGGUGUACUUUGGGGGCUUGGCUGACAGAGAAGUGAAGCAGCUGCUGAAUAGACUCCAGUUUAAGGAAGGGUGCUUCCCUCUCAGGUAUCUGGGAGUGCCUCUUCGCACUACAAAAUGGAAGGCGGGAGAUUGUGCUUUGAUUAUUAAAAAGAUUCAAUUGAAACUUCACAAUUGGUCGAGUCACCAUCUCUCCUUUGCAGGAAGGGCUCAACUAAUUAACUCUGUUUUUCUUAGCAUCAGGUCUUUUUGGAUGAGCAUCUUCAUUCUGCCCAAGAGUGUUCUCAAGGAAGUUGACCAGCUUUGUAGGAACUUUCUCUGGGGGCGUAAAGACAGUAACAACAAUCGUUGCAAAAUGCAUUUUACAGCGUGGGAUCAAGUCUGCCUACCAAAAUGCAUGGGGGGUCUUGGGUUUAAGCAUGGGGUUACUUGGAACAAAGUGCUUCUUGCUAAGUUUAUGUGGGUUGUUUCCUUUAAGCAAGAUAUCUUGUGGGUGAAAUGGAUUGACUCCAUUUAUCUUAAGGGGCAGGAUUUUUGGAGCUAUAAAGUCCAACAGGAUGUGAGUUGGUAUUGGAAGAAGAUAUCUAAUAUGAGAGAUGUUUUCUCAUCAAAAAGCUUGGAAGAAGCAGUUAAAAUCAACAAGAUUAGUGUGAGAAUUCUCUACAACAGGUUGCUGAAUUCUAGUAAAGUAUAUUUUGCUAAUAUAUUCUGGUGUUCCUUAACAGUGCCUAAACAUAGAUUUAUAUUUUGGCAAGCUACUCUAGGACACCUGCUCACCCGAGACAAGUUACAGAUGUGCAAUUUGAAAUUAUCUUCUGUUCUGUGUCCGGUCUGUGAAGAAAUUCAGGAAUCACAUGCACACUUGUUUUUUGCUUGUUCUUUUUCUCAUCAGCUGAGAUCUAGAAUGGAGAUUUGGCUGGGAAGAGAUUCUUGGCCGAGAAGGUAUGAGGAUUGGCACUCUUGGAUGGUGGGAAAGCCUAAGGGUCUGUUGCAAAGAGUUGCAGCUGCAGCUUUGGCAGCUGCUGUUUAUUUGAUUUGGAGAAACAGGAACAAAUGUCUAUUUGAUUUUAGCUCUUGGUCUGUUGAUUAUAUUGAUCAAUUGAUUAGGUAUUAUGUGAAAGUUAGGCUUACUAGGCUUCCUAAGCUGAAGGUCAAAAACAAUGAAUUAGCUGUUUUUGAUUAUUUGAUGCAGUUGUAA
This is a messenger RNA of Humulus lupulus (European hop), 1209 nucleotides long. RefSeq lists its product as uncharacterized. The transcript has a single exon. The record is from RefSeq and is a predicted model, not a curated record. Lineage: Eukaryota; Viridiplantae; Streptophyta; Magnoliopsida; Rosales; Cannabaceae. The coding region runs from base 1 to 1209 and encodes 402 amino acids.